Molecule: messenger RNA, 1791 nt
Organism: Lachancea dasiensis
Lineage: Eukaryota; Fungi; Ascomycota; Saccharomycetes; Saccharomycetales; Saccharomycetaceae
Source: the annotation of a GenBank genome assembly
AUGCACGAGCCUGCUCUAGUAUUUCCAGCGCUGAAACUAAGACUCGUCGCCUGCAUAUUCAAUCCAUAUUUGUUGGUUCCCAAUUUCGUAUUUUUGACAACAGUAUGGGGGUUGGCAGCAUUUCAAGCAAGCCAAGUUUCCAAUGACAGAUCCGGAUGCACCACCAACACGGUCACAACGACUAUUCCGACAGUGGCCUCCACAACUUCCAUUUUCGCAAUGUCCUCGACCCUAGCCUCAUCGGUGACCCCAACAAGGACCCUCAAAUCUUCCCCACAGUUUGAACUGCACAUUGACAACUAUCUCUCAGCGAAAGCUACCGACUCCGCUCAAAUUUUGAACUCCGCGAUCGAAUACUACACUUUGGAAAUGGAUUCGAUCUUGGAAAACUGGAACUCUUCCGUCCAGGCACAAUUAACUGCGUGGCAGCAACAUUAUGAGUCAUUGAAACAAUAUAACGAUACCAUUUUUUCAAAUUUGGGCCACCAAGCUCAAAAUAUCGCGAGGUCAGUUAACUAUCUCACCACCAAUGGAUUUCUUGUCACAACAGGAGAUAUACCAAAUGUUUUGGAUUCACUGAAACUCAACAUGACCGAUAUAAAGAUACUUUUUGAAAACGUAACAUCCAGUCUUACCGGGUUGAAAAGUAUGCAUCAUUACAAUGUUACGAAGCGUGUGAAUUUACCUCAAAUUCUUCCAGAUAGGGUCCUAACUCAAUGGCUAGAAAAUGACAAAUACAUACAGAAGGCCAAGGGACACCUAAUGAACGGGCUAAAGCAAAGUUUUAACCAGGCCCAAGCAAAGGCGCUCAAUAAAAGAAGCGAACCCAAGGAGAGCCAUGAAAAUUAUAGAAGCAAGUGCAUAAGGCUGAGUUGCAUUUUCGUUUCUGUACAUGCUUGUACGAUUCUGUUGUUGAUGUAUCGGGAGUAUUUGGGCUUUCGGAUUGAGAUGUUCCGACUACGACAGACCAUUGAAGCGCAAAUUAAGUGCAUAGAAGACUGCGCAUGCACUGUAAACAUGUACAAAGCCCGGUUGCGAGUUCGUGGUCCUCUUCAGGAUCUUCUGCUAUCAUAUACUCAGUCAACGUCUCACCCGAUCGCCGGUGUUUUUGACGAAUUACUUGAAGAGCAUGUGUUUUCAAAGCGCCCAAGGAAGAAGCGAUUAAUAAAUGCUCAAGUAGUAAGCAAAAUUAUUCACUGGUGGCUGGUUUCAAAUGGGCCGGCUCUCUGGACUUUAUUCAUAAGCUUCUUCAUCGAAGGCCAAGUAGUGCUCAACAUUCUGGCGGACUCAGACAGCUACCCCGACCGGCUGUCCAAGAGGACUUUCGUCACUCACCGUGGAAAUAAUGACCUCAUAAUAGGACAGAUCAACGCACUGUGUAGGGAGUUUGAACAGGAGGUCAAUUCCAGGCUAAAUGCCACAGCCUUCAAUGCCCUUUGGGGCUCGGGUAAUGGUACGGUUCCCACUGCGUAUGCCAAAAUGCGGGACCAACUCCAUUAUACUAAAAUCCCAGUGCAACUUACGUCGCCGCACAUACCCUCUCAGCUUGAUUCAGUUCCUUCGUCGUUCACCAAUCUUUCGUCCAUGUUGGCUUCAAGUUUACUGGCCUCUUUUUCCUGCGUCAUUGAUACUGACGACCAUAGCAUGUAUAAGCGGCAGAUGGCUAACCCAGAACACCCAUACUUAACAAAUUUCAAACUAUUGCACCGUCGUAGUUGCUAUUCUCUCAUCGGUAUCGUUGGUCUCCACCAUUUGGCCGGAAUACUUGUGGCUCUGUCUAGCCCAGACUGA